Molecule: messenger RNA, 2028 nt
Organism: Myxocyprinus asiaticus (Chinese sucker)
Lineage: Eukaryota; Metazoa; Chordata; Actinopteri; Cypriniformes; Catostomidae
Product: myozenin-2-like
Exons: 6
Coding region: 73-861 (262 amino acids)
Cellular component (GO): Z disc; actin cytoskeleton
Molecular function (GO): telethonin binding; FATZ binding; actin binding
Source: RefSeq, a predicted model, not a curated record
CAAACCUUGGCAACACACAGCUCAGCUAAGACAGUACAUCAUCUUCCCCAGCACACGCUCAGACUAAAGAGGAUGCAGACUGCAUAUGAUAGUCUUACCAAACAGAGACAACAGCAAGCAAUGAGCCUGAGCAGAGAGGCAAAAGGAGGGAGUCUGAACUUGGGGAAGAAGAUCAGCGCUCCAAAGGACCUGAUGAUGGAGGAGUUGAAUCUGAACACUAACAGGGGAUCUAGAAUGUUCCAAGAGCGUCAGAGAAGAGUAGAAAGAUAUACACUAGAGAACACAGUAGAUGCUCCCUCCAUCAUAUAUAACAACAAAGAACAGAAUCAAAACCAGAACCAAAACCACAUGAUUACAGAUAUACAGAGAGGGGAAGAAAACCUGAUGUAUCCAGCGGCUGGUAAACAAAGUCUUGUCACCACCCUAAAGAAGACGGUUGCCAAAAAGGGCAGCCCCAAUGUCCUGGCACCAGGUACACAAUCAGUGUAUCAGGGUUACUCUGGGCCCCUAAGAGAGAUCCCUCGAGAGAAGUUUAAUUCCACAGUCAUCCCAAAGUCAUAUUGCUCACCAUGGCAGGAAGCCCUGGGAGAUAGUGAAGAGCUUCUUCCCUCUCUCAAUGCUCAGUUACCUCAACUGCCACAGAAACUCCCACCAGCUAACUACAGGUGCUUUAACAGAGCUGCAGUACCAUUUGGUGGUCACGUAUGCAGUCAGAGGGUGAUUUCUGUUAUUGGGUUUGAACAACUGGAGACUCAAAAUCUUCCUGACAUGACCCUGGCCAUGAUGUCCAAAAGACCCAACUUCAACAGAGCCCCACAGGGAUGGGGUGCCAGAUACUCGCCAGAGUCAAAUGACCUGUAAUCGACCUGCCAUACUAGAGGAAAAGAAAGACUGUAGCAACGUAAAGACCUGCGCUUUCCACAUUUGGACUGUCCUGAUAUGUUCCCGGCUGGUGAAAGGUGGCCAGGGGAGGGCACUCUCAAGGAGAGUGGGCGGAAGUUUAGAAUUAAAUCAUUUAAAAAUCUAAAUUAAACUUAAUGACAACACUGAUCACGAUAAAUACAUACAGGAAAGAUAAUUUCAGGGCAGAAUAAAUGGAAGUCUUCUACAGAGCAUUAGCUAUCCUAGGAAACAGACAAUUGUACAAAACAUUUAACGGAUAUCUACUUUAAGUCCAAAGCUUAUUCAUAGUUAAUCAUAUACAAAUUUACUAUUUAAUUUCAUAGCUGUAUCCACGCAAUAUAUAAGAAAAUGUUUUUCUAAAUGCACAAACAUACAGUUGCCCCAGAAAAUAUUUGGCCAUUUUUAAUGUAUGAAUUUAAUUGCUUUAAAUAGCAGCAACUUAUCAAAGCAAGUGUCAUCUAUGCUCAAGUACUGCUAAAGCUUUGCUUUUCUCAGAAAUUCAUUUUUGCAAUGUCUUCUAACCAACUGAUACCUAUCUAGGUCAUUUUUAGUGGAUGUUUGAAGCCAGUUUCUCUCAAGUUUACAUCGGUGUAGACCAUGACAUUUAAGGAAUAUUCCGGGUUCAAUACAAGUUAAGCUCAAUCGACAGCAUUUGUGGUAAAAUGUUGAUUACAACAAAAAUGUAUUUUGACUUUAUUUUUAUUUAUUUUUAUUUUGACUUAAAUUUUACAAGUUCGUUGCCAUGACGGCAUAACGCUAUAAACCCUAAAAUGACCAUAAAAAGUAUUUAAACAACUUUACAGCUCAAAUAAUACACAAGUUUUAACAGACAAAUUAAAUUGCUUUUAUCAAAUUAUAAGCUUCAUAUUUCUGCCUUUAAACCCUACAAAAAAUUGGCCCAUUCACUUCCAUUGUAAGUGCCUCAUUGUAAAUUCCAUUUUUGCUUUUUUAAAGAAAAGGAGGGAUGACUCUAAAUCAUUUUUCGUGGUAAUCAACUUUAUACAACAAAUACUGUCAAUUGAGCUUAACUUGUAUUAAACCUGAAAAAUUCCUUCAAAUAUGGACACUGGUUGUCAAAUAGACAAUAUUUGACAACCAGUAAGUGUCACAAAUACUGUCUUGAUU